AUGCCUCGCAAGCGUAAAUCAGAUUUAACGCGUAGCUCUUCAAGAGCUCGAGCCGCGAGAGUAGCUAGAACUCAAGAAUCUGAAGAGCAGACUCAAGCAAGGCAGAUUUUAGACGCCGAGCGUCACGCAGCUGCAAGGGCUACCGAGACCGUAGAACGGACUCAAGCCCGACAGCAUUUAGACGCCGAGCGACAUGCGUCUCUUAGAGCGUCCGAAACUCUAGAACAAGCUCAGGUCCGGCAAAUCUUAGAUGCGGAGCGUCACGCAUCUUAUAGAGCCACCGAGACCUUAGAACAAACUCAGACUCGGCAAAUUUUAGACGCGGAGCGUCACGCAUCUCUUAGAGCCACUGAGACCUUAGAGCAAACUCAGAUCCGGCAACUUUUAGAUGCCGAGCGUCACAGAUCUCUUAGAGCCACUGAGACCUUAGAACAGACUCAGACCCGGCAACUGUUAGAUGUCGAACGUCACGCGUUUCUUAGGGCAACCGAAACAUUAGAGCAGACUCAGACCCGACAAUUUUUAGACGCCGAGCGUCACGCGUCUCUUAGAGCCACUGAGACUUUAGAGCAGACUCAGGCCCGGCAACUUUCAGAUGCUGAGCGUCACGCGUCACGCAUAACUGCAGAGACUCACGAAGAGUCACAAAGGCGGCGAGACAUUAAUGCUGAACGACAAGCAGAAAGAAGACGCGCAUUUACGCGUAGCACGUGGCAGGCGUUUCACGAUACCGCGUUUGAUUAUGAUCCACUGAUUGAUUAUGUCAACCACCGAUUAGUUAUAAUUGGGAAAAUGGAUCAAAAAUGUAGAUAUUGCGAAGCACUAAAAUGGAAAGAAGAAACUCCUGGUAUGUGUUGUUCUGGGGGAAAAAUCUCGCUUCCAUCACUUGGUGUGCCAGAAGAACCACUUAAGACUCUACUUUUGUAUGACUGCGACGAAUCACGCCGCUUUUUAAACAAAAUAAGAAAAUACAAUUCGUGCUUUAGAAUGACUUCCUUUGGUGUUGACAGAGAAGUUGUAAUGCCUGGAUUUUCACCUACUUUCACUAUACAAGGACAAAUCUACCACAGGAUUGGUUCUCUGCUUCCAGCGAGUAAUGAAGAGCAUAAAUUUUUACAAGUUUAUUUUAUGGGGGACGAAGACAACGAGGCCGACCGUAGGUGUCAAAAUAUUCAAGGGGUUGAAAAGGAAACUGUUUUGAAAAUUCAAAGAAUGCUGCAUGAACAAAAUCGCCUUAUCAACACUUUCAAAACUGCAUUAGAGAGACUACCGGGAGAAGAAUAUAAGUUAGUGAUGCAUCCAGACCGUACGCCCAGUGGAGAACAUGAGAGACGAUAUAACACGCCACUAAUAAAUGAAGUUGCAGCCAUGGUUUUAGGUGAACAGUUUGCUACCCGCGAUAUAGUUGUGCACGCCCGUAAUGAUAUAUUAGCCAGAGUCCCUGAUACCCAUAAAUUUUAUGACGCUUUGCAAUAUCCAAUUAUGUUUAGCAAAGGACAGGAAGGGUAUAACUUUCAAAUACAACAAGUAAAUCCUAUAUCAGGCCUCUCCUUGCCCAACAAAAAAGUUUCAUGUAUGGAUUUUUAUGCCUACAACAUGAUGAUACGGGAAGACGAUUUUAAUAUAAUACCACGAUGCAGACAACUAGCCAAUCAGUUUUAUGUUGAUAUGUACGUGAAGGUUGAAAGCGAACGAUUGCGAUAUAUAUCACUAAAUCAGAGUAAAUUAAGGGCAGAAAAUUACAUCCAUCUUCAAGAUGCUGUAGCAAAUGACGCGAAUAGACAGUUCACAAUGAAAACGGAUACCCCAUGUAUCGUAGACGAGCGCCAGCAGACGGAGGUCGAACGGCAACUGUAA
Plodia interpunctella (Indianmeal moth) is the source of this 1857-nucleotide messenger RNA. RefSeq lists its product as uncharacterized. Bases 1 to 1857 code for a protein of 618 amino acids. The record is from RefSeq and is a predicted model, not a curated record. The transcript has 2 exons. NCBI's taxonomy places the organism in Eukaryota, Metazoa, Arthropoda, Insecta, Lepidoptera, Pyralidae.